GCAGGAAUCGAGACAGUGACGGUCUUUGACGAAACUUCUGACAAUACUCGUUCAGAGCUGUUCGUUCGCUUUUUCCGCAAUGCGUGCGUUUCUCCUGAAACUGAAUUACGGUCUCCAAGACCUUUCGUACAUGGAAUUGGAACGACAUAUUGCGACACACCGUGGCCCAAGAUGCGGUACAAAUCCGAGUCAAAAGGCAGUGUCGUGUUAUUUCGAAAGGUUCGGAAACAAGUGUGUUACUGAGGGGACGCAGUUUCGACUACAUGUUCAUAAAGAGGAAAAAGGGAUGAAAGUUGGCGCACUGUGCCCGAAGCAGUCGAGCUUGGAGAGUAUUUUCUCCAUCUUCCAGUGUCCAUCCGGAGACUUCAUACUAAGCGGGGUUGGAAAGCUGAACCAACGCUUCGGUUUGUUCCUACUCGUCAAUAAUGACGUUUUACCACUUGAUGAGAAAGGCAUGCGUGUUCUGAGACAUGGCGACAUCAUCAGAGGAUUUUUCUGCAAAAUUCCUACUUUCAGGAUCAUGUUCCUCCUCAGUGACAGCAGUCACGUCAGAGAAACGCAGACUUCGCUCCUUCUGUCAUGUCCUUGGCUAGUUCUCAAGAAUAUCGCAAAAUUUCUGCCACCAUUUGAAACUAUGCUGGACUUCGUUCCAGUAUGUCGGCAGUUUUUUCACUUGAUGAAGGAUGGAAGCAGUUGGACACGUGUGAAGUUUUCUCUACAAGAUGGAAUGCAAUGUCCGCCAUUUGGGCACUUCCAAGACUUCUGCAACGUUGUAUAUAAGCAUGUGCGGAAGCUUUCACUGAGGUUCAGUUUUCACUCUGAACUGGAUCCGCUCUGGCCACGGAACAUUUUACGACCGAUUUUCCAACAUCAUGAUUGGAGUAAAUUAAAGGUGCUCCAAGUCGGCACUUUGAUGGCCAACGAAGAGGCAUGGUUUGAAUUUCUCACGAGGAGUGGCAAGAAGCUCAUUCACCUGGAAAUGCUCUCCGUGGGAUGCAUUAUUCUUGCGGAUCUCUUAUUGGAAGCUUCCAAAGCUGGGCACGUCUUGUUUCCCAAUUGUCGGGAAGUGCGUUUGCGGUGUUCCUUGGAGAAAAUGUUUCCUGCUAAUAUGGGACAGGCUUUUCCAAGGCAAGAAGGCAAGUUGAAGAAACUGCAUCUCAAUCAUGCUAUUCUACAUGACACAGAACGUUUAAGGUCCAAUUUGGUUGUGCUGCAUGAUCCGCACUUGCGGCAGUUUCCUGAUUUUAUGGGUUCUGGUGUGCUUUCGAGUCUUCAUACCUACCAGUUGCCCGUUAAAUUGGAUGCGGGAGGUUGGAAACUUGCUCGGAAAAUGGGAAUAUUUGCAAACCUUGAAACCCUGAGCAUGAGUGGAGAGAUCUUGAACAACAUGCCGCCGGCUAAGAAGAAGAUCAUCUAUUUCCCGAAGGUGAAUAUGAACCCGUUAUUUUUCUCUGACGAAUGCAACGAUGUCCAUGUCCUGCCAAUUCCUGCCUGUGGAACAAUUUCCUUUUAA
Molecule: messenger RNA, 1513 nt
Organism: Notodromas monacha
Lineage: Eukaryota; Metazoa; Arthropoda; Ostracoda; Podocopida; Cyprididae
Source: the annotation of a GenBank genome assembly